ACAAUAACUCAGCGGUCACAUUUCCCAAGCACCCUAGUCUCAGCAAAGCUUUAGUCAGUGACACAUCUUGGACCCUCUGGAAGAGACAGUAUUUAAACAGGAGAGGAAAGGGGAUGGAUGGCCGCUGUCUAAAAACCCUUCUGCUGCUUGGGCUAGCUGUUCUGGUCCUGGGUUCUGAGCAUGAAACUCGACUGGUGGAGAAUUUAUUCAAGAACUAUAACAAAAUUGUUCGUCCAGUGAGCAAUCAUAAGCACGCUGUCAAUGUCACCGUUGGACUGCAGCUUAUCCAGUUGAUCAAUGUGGAUGAAGUGAAUCAGAUUGUAACCACCAAUGUGCGCCUAAAACAGCAAUGGAAGGAUGUAAAUUUGGAAUGGAACCCAGAAGAUUAUGGUGGAAUAAAACAAAUUCGCAUCCCAUCUGAAGAUAUCUGGCGUCCAGAUCUUGUUUUAUAUAACAAUGCAGAUGGUGAUUUUGCUAUCGUCCAGUUUACGAAAAUACUCUUAAAACAUACAGGUGAAAUCAUAUGGACACCUCCAGCCAUCUUUAAAAGCUACUGUGAAAUUAUAGUCACGCAUUUUCCAUUCGAUGAGCAGAACUGCAGUAUGAAGUUGGGCACGUGGACCUACGAUGGCACAAUGGUUUCCAUCUUUCCAGAAAGCGAGCGGCCAGACCUGAGUAACUUCAUGGAGAGUGGAGAGUGGGUGAUGAAAUCAUACCGGGGCUGGAAGCACUGGGUGACGUAUUCCUGCUGCCCUGACACUCCGUAUCUGGAUAUUACCUACCACUUCCUGAUGCAGCGUUUGCCUCUCUACUUCAUUGUCAAUGUCAUUACCCCUUGCCUCCUCUUCUCAUUCCUAACCGGGCUAGUAUUUUACCUGCCCACAGAUUCGGGUGAGAAGAUGACCCUGAGCAUUUCUGUCCUGCUGUCUUUGACUGUGUUCCUUCUGGUCAUUGUGGAGCUCAUUCCCUCCACCUCCAGUGCGGUGCCCUUGAUAGGCAAAUAUAUGUUGUUUACCAUGGUGUUUGUCAUCGCCUCCAUCAUCAUUACGGUCAUUGUGAUCAACACUCACCACCGCUCCCCAAGCACCCACACUAUGCCCCAGUGGGUGAGACAGAUUUUUAUCAACACCAUUCCAAACAUUAUGUUAUUCUCAACCAUGAAACGGCCUUCCAGAAAUAAGCAGGAUAAAAAGAUUUUUACUGAAGACAUUGAUAUUUCUGAAAUCUCUGGAAAGCAAGGCCCUGCUGUGGUGAAUUUCCAGUCAUCGCUUACUAAAAACCCAGAUGUUAAAAGUGCUAUUGAAGGUAUCAAAUACAUCGCUGAAACCAUGAAGUCAGACCAAGAGUCCAACAAUGCUGCUGAAGAAUGGAAGUUUGUUGCAAUGGUGGUUGACCACCUUCUUCUUGGCAUCUUCAUGUUAGUGUGUAUUACUGGAACACUAGCUGUUUUUGCUGGUCGCCUCAUUGAAUUAAGCCAGCAAGAUUGAAUGGGAACUCUAGUGGGAUAACAUAUCUUAAAAUUAAAUAACAGCCUUGCAUUUUACUGCAUAUUUACACAUUUACACCCUGUUCUCAGUCCCACAAGUCUGGUGUUUCAAUGCAAAAAGAAUAAAUGGGAAUGAAUUUGU
Hemicordylus capensis (graceful crag lizard) is the source of this 1628-nucleotide messenger RNA. It is a transcript of the gene CHRNA1, whose product is annotated as cholinergic receptor nicotinic alpha 1 subunit. Gene Ontology annotation, molecular function: acetylcholine-gated monoatomic cation-selective channel activity; transmembrane signaling receptor activity. The transcript has 9 exons. NCBI's taxonomy places the organism in Eukaryota, Metazoa, Chordata, Lepidosauria, Squamata, Cordylidae. Gene Ontology annotation, cellular component: synapse; neuron projection; postsynaptic membrane. The record is from RefSeq and is a predicted model, not a curated record. Bases 114 to 1487 code for a protein of 457 amino acids. Gene Ontology annotation, biological process: monoatomic ion transmembrane transport; nervous system process; regulation of membrane potential.